Molecule: messenger RNA, 3432 nt
Organism: Caretta caretta (loggerhead turtle)
Lineage: Eukaryota; Metazoa; Chordata; Testudines; Cheloniidae
Gene: KLHL10
Product: kelch like family member 10
Molecular function (GO): protein binding
Source: RefSeq, a predicted model, not a curated record
GGGGCUGGGGGAGUCUGUGAGGUUAAAUUGGGGUCCUGGGCUGGGUGUGGGGCUGGGAUGUUGGUCUGAGAUUGGGGGGCUGGGGCUGGGGGCCCGUUAGGCUAGGGGGCAGGACUGGGGGGCUGGGAGUCAGGAUGCAAAUGCUGCUGCAUUGAGGGCAGGGGCUCAUGGGGGGCAGGGUUAGGGGGCUGAGCUGGAUGUGCUCCGUCAAUACAGGACGUCCCAGGUUUGGCUCUCAGUGACCCUGGCCCCUGGGGACAGCAGGACAUCUCCGUUCAGGCCCUGAAGCCAGCUGGGCUGGCAUCGCCCCCUGUACCUUCCAGUGCAGGGCGGGCCGGGGCUGGCUGCAGAAAGCUGAUAUUGUGCAAUCUAGGACCCAAGCCUGCCAGGAGCUGCCGAGCCCCCACCACCAAUCACUGGAGUCAGAGCCCGCAUCUUGCAGGUGCUCACUACCACACCUGGUCAGGCCCUCACCUGUACCAAAGUUCACUGCUAGCAGGCGCUCCCACUUCCCCAUUGCCCACAAACAGCACAGAAGUCAUAAAUCAUUCCCAGAACAAACAUAGGCCGUAACUGCUGCAACUCAGGGCUGGUCACAGACCCGGUAGAGGCCGCUGCAGUUAAGUUAUUAAAAACAGUCAAAAGGCAGGAAAUUGAACAUUAAGGCAACUAGCUCUUAUCUCACAACACCAAAAGUAAAACCGGGGCAUGCUGAAAACAGGCUCUGAGCUUCCUGCAACGCAACCCUAAAUAACAUAAUUUCAUUAAAUUGGAGGGGGGGAAAAAAGCCACCUGCAUUUUUAGUUGCUUCCAUUCACAAAUCUCAACGGACUUUACAAACAGUAACGAAUCCUUACAAAUCCUCAGUAAUGUGCUUUUUUCAUUGCCCAUUACUGAUGGGUAUGUUGAGUCUCAGAGAGGAGAAGUGACUUGCCCAAGGUCAGACAGUGAGUCAGUGGCAAAGCCAGGAACUGACUCCUAAUUCCUGUUCUGGCCUCCUGCAGGACUCUACUGCCCCUCCAGAUAGCAGGCCGCGUACGCAAUCCAGCAGGUGAGGCACCAGGCUGAAUCAGGUGAGCUUGACUCCUGGCUCUGCCACUGACUUGUGUAGCGUUAAGCAAGCCACUUAAGCUCUCUGUGCUGUAGCUUCCCAAUCUGUAAAAUGGGCAUAAGAGAGCCGUUGCUCGGUAUCUGUGGAACAUCAGACGUAUUUGGAAUUCGAGCUGCCAGGCAACCAGAGGAGGCGGGAGGGGGCCCCUUUGCCAAGGCAGAGAUGCAAAUAUAAGUCGCCAAACAAGUUAUCAUUCCGGCCAGCCCCACGGAUCUAGGGCAACGGUCCCAGCUGCUGACAAGUAGAGGAAAGGUUCUAGAACCCAGCCCUGUCAGUGAUCUCAUUAUCGGGCGGGUUCUGGAACUUCGGGGCCAAAUACGCAUUUCAAAGAACAUGUAGGAGGGGAAAGGAGAAAGCCCAGUAGCGCCUCGGAGAGGAGCUUCUUCUGCUGUCUCCAGGCUUACGGACAUGGAUGACACCUCGGCUUCAGCGGGGUACUCCCACCCCCAUAUGGAGAGAAAGAUGAGUGCCAUGGCUUGCACAGUCUUCAACGAGCUUCGACUGGAAGGGAAACUCUGUGAUGUAGUCAUCAAAGUCAAUGGUUUGGAGUUCAAUGCCCACAAGAACAUCUUAUGUAGCUGCAGUUCCUACUUUAGGGCUUUGUUUACCAGUGGCUGGAACAACACGGAGAAGAGAGUGUACAAUAUCCCUGGCAUCUCCCCUGACAUGAUGAAGCUAAUUAUCGAAUACGCCUAUACGAGGACAGUCCCAGUCACUGCUGACAACGUGGAGCGGCUACUGGCUGCAGCAGACCAGUUCAACAUCAUGGGCAUUGUCAGGGGGUGCUGCGAGUUCUUAAAGUCUCAGCUGUGCUUGGAAAACUGCAUUGGCAUUUGCAAGUUCACGGAGUACUACCACUGCCCGGACCUGCGGCAGACGGCCUACAUGUUCAUCCUGCAUAACUUCGAGGAAAUGGUAAAGGUGUCUACGGAGUUUCUCGAGCUCUCGGUCAAUGAGUUUAAAGACAUCAUUGAAAAGGACGAACUCAACGUGAAACAAGAAGACGCAGUGUUCGAGGCCAUUCUCAAAUGGAUUUCCCAUGACCCCCAGAACAGGAAACAGUACAUUUCAGUCUUGCUGCCUAAGGUUCGACUAGCGUUGAUGCAUGCGGAGUACUUUAUGAACAACGUUAAAAUGCACGAUUUUGUAAAGGACAGUGAGGAAUGCAAGCCUGUCAUCAUAAAUGCACUGAAAGCCAUGUAUGAUCUCAACAUGAACGGCCCCUCAAGUUCCGAUUUCACCAACCCGCUCACGAGGCCUCGCCUGCCCUAUGCAAUUUUGUUCGCUAUUGGCGGAUGGAGCGGGGGUAGCCCAACCAAUGCCAUUGAAACGUACGACGCCCGAGCAGACAGAUGGGUGAAUGUCACCUGUCAGCAGGAAAGCCCCCGUGCUUACCAUGGCGCUGCCUAUUUAAAAGGUUACGUCUAUAUCAUUGGCGGAUUCGACAGCGUGGACUAUUUUAAUAGUGUCAAACGGUUUGACCCACUUAAGAAAACAUGGCACCAGGUGGCUCCCAUGCACUCGAGACGCUGCUACGUAAGCAUCACUGUUCUUAACACCUUCAUCUACGCCAUGGGAGGGUUCGACGGCUACGUGCGUCUCAACACAGCAGAACGGUACGAGCCAGAGACAAACCAGUGGACGCUGAUUGCACCCAUGCAUGAACAGAGAAGUGACGCGAGUGCCACCACGCUGUAUGGAAAGGUCUAUAUAUGUGGUGGGUUCAAUGGAAAUGAAUGCCUAUUCACAGCUGAAGCAUAUGAUGCUAAGACAAACCAGUGGACGCUAAUCGCACCGAUGAGAAGCAGAAGAAGCGGAAUAGGAGUAAUAGCUUAUGGAGAACACGUCUAUGCGGUAGGAGGCUUUGACGGCGCCAACCGUCUUCGGAGUGCAGAAGCCUACAAUCCAGUUGCCAACACCUGGCGUACAAUCCCCACCAUGUUUAAUCCGCGUAGUAAUUUUGGCAUUGAAGUGGUGGAUGACCUUCUGUUUGUGGUGGGUGGCUUUAAUGGUUUCACGACCACAUUCAAUGUUGAAUGCUACGAUGAAAAGACUGAUGAGUGGUACGAUGCCCAUGACAUGAGCAUAUACCGUAGUGCUUUGAGCUGCUGUGUGGUGCCAGGACUAGCCAAUGUCGGGGAGUACGCGGCCAGACGAGACAACUUUACAGGGUUAUCACAGCGAGAUGAAGUCAAAUACUCCUCUUCGACAAGUACCCUACCUGUAUGAAUAGCUCCACUUAGCUAAUAAAGUCUUCUAAGCAAGAACUGUAUGUAUUCACUUUUUACAAUAAAAGCAAUUGGAUACAAACUCACAGGAAU